This is a messenger RNA of Punica granatum (pomegranate), 1850 nucleotides long. The record is from RefSeq and is a predicted model, not a curated record. NCBI's taxonomy places the organism in Eukaryota, Viridiplantae, Streptophyta, Magnoliopsida, Myrtales, Lythraceae.
AUAAAUCACCGAGAAAAAAAUAUUAUUAUGAUUGUCAAUACAUUAUUAAGAUUAUCUCUAUCAAGAGUUUCGAGUUUCUGUUCCCAAAACUCCGCUAUAUAAGAAGAUCUCCUCCAUGUUAGCUCAGAUACUAUCAAGCCAGCACAUUUCUUCCACCUUCCUCCAACAUUUCCCUUUCUUUCCUCUUUUUUGGUGAAUUCCUAACUGACCCUUUUUCCAUUUCUGACACAGAACAGAAAGACAGAGAGAGAGAGAGAGAGAGAGAGAGAGAGAGAGAGAGAGAGUGAUCAUUGAAUAUAUUUAUACCCAAACUGAAACUGAAAUGUGGACUCUGUGCAUUGUAACCUUAGUUGUUGUUGUAAGCUUCCUCCAUUGGGUCUACUACUGGAGGAAUCCGAGAUGCAAUGGGAAGCUUCCCCCGGGCUCGAUGGGCUUCCCUAUCCUCGGCGAGACCCUUCAGUUCUUCGCCACAAACACGACCCACGACGUGUCGCCCUUCGUCAAGGACCGAGUGAAGAGAUACGGUCCGAUAUUCAGGACGAGCCUGGUGGGCCGGCCGGUGGUUGUUUCGGCGGACCCAGACCUCAACUACUUUGUGUUCCAACAAGAGGGCCACCUGUUCCAGAGCUGGUACCCCGACACCUUCACAGAGAUCUUCGGGCGACAGAAUGUUGGCUCGUUGCACGGGUUCAUGUACAAGUACCUCAAGCACAUGGUGAUGAAUCUCUUCGGGCCUACAAGCCUACAGAAGAUGCUGCCUGAGGUGGAGAAGACUGCGUUUAAAAGAUUGAAGCAAUGGUCAUGUCGGGACAUGAUUGAAGUGAAGGAUGAAACCGCAAGUAUGAUAUUCCAUCUGACAGCUCGGAAGCUGAUAAGUUACGAUUCUGUAAAGUCUCCGGAGAAUCUACGGGCGAACUUUGUUGCGUUCAUACAAGGAUUGAUCUCCUUCCCACUGGACAUCCCAGGAACGGCCUACCACAAAUGCUUACUGGGAAGAAAAAACGCAAUGAAGAUGCUGAAGAAGUUGCUGCAAGAGCGGAGGAUGAAUCCUAGAAAGCAGCAGAGCGACUUCUACGAUUAUGUUCUCGAAGAACUUAAGAAAGAAGGGACGAUUCUCACUGAGCCGAUUGCUCUUGACUUGAUGUUUGUGUUGCUAUUUGCCAGCUAUGAGACGACUUCUCUUGCUCUUACUCUGGCAAUGAAGUUUCUCUCGGACCAUCCCUUAGAGCUCCAGCGCUUGACGGAAGAGCAUGAGGCCAUACUAAGACAAAGGAAAGAAGCUGAUUCCGGACUUACAUGGAAAGAAUAUAAAUCGAUGACAUAUACAUUUCAGUUUAUAAACGAAACAGUUAGACUCGCAAACAUAGUACCAGGAAUUUUCAGAAAAGCUCUAAGGGAUAUCCGAUUCAAAGGAUAUACUAUUCCUGAAGGUUGGGGAGUUAUGGUGUGUCCACCCGCUGUGCACUUAAAUCCAUCAACAUACCAUAAUCCGCUCUCAUUCAAUCCAUCGAGAUGGGAGGGAAUUGAGGUCAAUGGGGCAUCUAAAAAGUUCAUGGCUUUUGGUGGAGGCAUGAGAUUCUGCGUGGGGACCGACUUCACGAAGGUGCAGAUGGCAGUUUUUCUCCAUUGCCUCGUGACGAAGUACAGUUGGGAAGUCAUUCGAGGAGGCAACACUGUAAGGACGCCGGGUUUACAGUUUCCUGACGGUUUUCACAUUCGGAUGAGAGAUAAAAAUGUGAGAAAAGGAGGCAACAUGUCUCACUAACGAAACUGAACUUUGGAGAAGCAAGUACUUUGUACAUGGAGUUACUUAGAACAAUUUUGGACCCGAUUGGAAUGUAGAGUGAUUU